Molecule: messenger RNA, 1565 nt
Organism: Myripristis murdjan (pinecone soldierfish)
Lineage: Eukaryota; Metazoa; Chordata; Actinopteri; Holocentriformes; Holocentridae
Product: interferon alpha-inducible protein 27-like protein 2B
Exons: 4
Coding region: 50-742 (230 amino acids)
Biological process (GO): release of cytochrome c from mitochondria; intrinsic apoptotic signaling pathway
Cellular component (GO): mitochondrial membrane
Source: RefSeq, a predicted model, not a curated record
AGGUGAAAGGAGAGCAGCGACUGGACGACUAUCCCAGCAGAACCGAGCCAUGGAAGCAGCUCCUUGCGCUUUGCCUGUCUUCCUGGAGGAACCAGGGGAUCCUCCGGUCCCCUGGAGCGACUGGAUCUCCGAGUUCGAGCGGCACCUGAACGAAGAGUCGUGCCCGGAGGAGCAGAGGGCGGCCCGGCUGCUCGCCCACCUCGGCGAGGAGGGGCGGCGGAUCCUCCGCAGCCUGCCGGGGCCGACCGACAGCUACGCGGAGAUGGUCGGCGCCCUGACCGCUCACUACAACGCCAAACAGCAAAGAAAGAAGAUGAUAAUUGCAGCAGCAACAGUGGGAGGAGCGCUGAUUGGAGGAGUUGGAGCCGUUGUGGCCGCUCCGUUCGUCCUGGCUGGAAUCGGAUUCACCUCCACUGGGAUUGCUGCCGGCUCACUUGCUGCCAGCAUGAUGUCAUCAACAGCCAUAGCCAGUGGUGGAGGGGUGGCGGCGGGGAGCCUGGUGGCGAUUCUCCAGUCUGCAGGAGCGGUGGGUCUGUCGGCGGGGGCCUCGGCUGCUGUGGCGGGGGCCGGAGCCGCGGCCGGAGCUGCGGUGGCUGGAACUGCUGGAGCGCUGGGGGCCAAAGCCAUCGAUGGGGAAGACAAAGAUGAAGACACAAAAGGAAUGAAGAAAGAAGAGGAACAGGCCGUUUGUAGUCAGUGCCAGCAAACGAUCCCCAAGGAACAGGGGCCAAAGAAAGGCUGAUCAGAACAGACCAGCCACUGUCUGAGGCUGCACAUAAAAUAAAUAAAUGAAAAUAAUUCAAAUCAAACAUUUUGCUGCAACCUCUGCUUCGACACAACGCUUCAGCAAUGCGUUAAGUGUGACAAGCAUGAAAUCUGAGCCUUCUUCAAAAAGAUAAAAUAUCUUACAUGUUUAUAUCUAGAUAACAAUAUGAUGACAGUAAAUCGUUCAGUCCUAGGUAGCAUUCUGAACAGCUACCAAAGAUCACAGAAACUAAAGUGCCAUUUUCCCUCUUCAUUUUAGUCUUCAGAAAAAAAGAAAAAAUAUAUUUUUCUGAUCUUUUGUGAACCCUCUUACUAAGAAAAUACUUAAUAAAAAGAAAAAAAUACUAGUCUAUGGGUAUUUGGGAAAUUAAAAGUUCUCAAAUUUGCUCUUGAUUGUUCUUUUUAAUUUUAAAACAACAGCACCCCCAAAAUCAAUCAAUCAGUAAAAUGUUCGAGAUGUUUCAGUCAGCUGAGCUCGUCUCAUUUGUUGUAAUUCCUUUUUGUGCCCACUGGGUGGCAGGCUCCCCUUUUUGUGCCACAUUUUGAAGGAAACCUGUCCCAGGUGUUUGAUGCUGCUGUGCUGGCGCGAGCCGCAAGUGUUUUGUUGUGUGUGUGUGCUGACUCACCUGUCUGCUCAUCAGUUUAUAAUAAACUCAUCACUGAGGAAAUCAUUUCAACGUUAAAACUUCAACCACUGACAGAGCUAGAGAUUAAAGAUUUGGAUUUUAUACUAUAUUAUCAUUUUAUAUGAGAUUGUAAUGUGUUAUAUUGUUUUAAGGUCUCUGUAAUAAAGUUGGUUU